Molecule: messenger RNA, 2172 nt
Organism: Musca vetustissima
Lineage: Eukaryota; Metazoa; Arthropoda; Insecta; Diptera; Muscidae
Product: arginine/serine-rich protein PNISR-like
Exons: 9
Coding region: 1-2172 (723 amino acids)
Cellular component (GO): nuclear speck; presynaptic active zone
Molecular function (GO): RNA binding
Source: RefSeq, a predicted model, not a curated record
AUGAACGGUCCCUAUCAAUUCAUAAACCAGACUGCCGUAACGAACGCCAUGGCUUCUGGCCAGAAUAUCGACUGGGCUAGCUUGGCACAGCAAUGGAUAAAAAUGCGAGAUAGUGCACCAUCGGCAGGCGUUGAAGCAAAUGACUUUUCCAUAGCUACAGCACGAUAUGAGGAAGAGAAGGGGGAGGCUGAUAUGGAUAUGGACGACGAGGAACAUUUAGAAAAGGAUCCACAAUGCAGGACUGUUGGCGAUACAAUUAUGCAACAAGGGACAAUAGCUGAUCCUUCUUCCUCACAAUGGUACGCGGAUAAAACGAAUGCAACAGAAUCAGUUGGAAUUGACUAUGGAGUCAUAUCUCAAAACCAGUGGGGCAAGUGGAAUAAUCCACUUACUCCUAGAAAUGCAACCUCUAGACGACCAAUUAACCCAUCGGUGCAGGUACCUUCGUUGUUGAAAAUUAAUGUUCCUCAUACGAAUGAAGUGCGGGCAAUACCAGAUGUACCAAGUGAUUCGGCCAGCACAUCCAAUGUAAUGGAAGCGGCGAAAAGAAAAGGACUACCAGCGUGGAUAAGGGAAGGUCUGGAGAAAAUGGAAAGAGAAAAACAGAAACAACAGGGGAAACAUCAAACGACAGAAACUGAACAAGUUCUUAGUGGAGCGGUUGCUUUGGCAAAACCGGCAACGUUAAGGGAAUUAGAGACAGAUUUUGUAGUGAGAAAACAAUCGGAAGGUGAAUAUGAUGGGCAAGACGAUAGAGCUUUAGAUGGAAAUAUUCUAGAAAAAGGGCCUCACAAAGAAAGUUCAAAGGAAAGCGCGGACGUAAUAGAAGUAAGUGCAGAAAGUUACGAACAAAAAUUAGAAAGAAUGAUGGUCCUCGUACGUCACACACUUACUGAGCUAUUGUUAGAAGUUACAAACGAAGAAAUUUCAAAGUUAGCGAACGAAACCUUGAAAAGCUCCAAGUUGAAAGCAUCGUCGGCACUAGUGGUCCACAAUAGCGCUUUAUCUACUAUAACUGGCAAAUUAGGAUUAGCAGUGUACGGUCAUAGCUCGAGUGAAGAUAGUAGUGACGAUGAUGACAACGCGUCCGACUCCAAGAGAACCCUUACUUCGGAUGACAAUGAUUCAGAAGAAGACAUCAAGGCAUCACUUCGUCAAAAGAAACGGGCUUUUCAAAAAGUGGCAAACGAAAUAGAGGAUCGUGUAUCUGCUGCCGCUGCUAGAGAGGCUGAAAAACUAAAACAAUAUACAACUCGUACUAUUGAAGCCGAAGAGAUUCCUAAGAAAAUUGACAAAAAUGUCGUUUUGGAAAAAAAUGAAAUGGUAACAUGCGAAUCUGUAGCCGGUAGUAGCAGUAAAAGUAUUGGUAAUAUUAUUGAUGAAUCUGGUGAGGCAACAGAAACAAAGUUACAAAACAUAAACGGUAAACGACACAGGGAUAGAGGAGCACUAAAAGAACGUACAUCACGAUUUAGCGACAACAGAGAUAACAAAUAUUUAACGAUGUCGGCCACGGUCACAUGUGUCUCAGAGGCACAAUCAAAACCGAGUAUAUGCAACAGUGCAACCUCCUAUGCUACUGUCAACCAGAACUUAGCUCUGUACAACAUUAAUACAUCAGUGUCAAAACAGACUUGCCUAAGUAGUGUUGCGAACAAUGUAAAUACAACGGUAUUGGAAGGUAGUUGUAGGCAAAGUAGGGCAGCCAGUCAAGACCAAGAAAGCGACCAGAGCGAGAAAUAUGCAAAACGAAAGUAUAAAUAUUCCGAUAAAAAAUGUUCUCGUUCAGUUUCUCGGUCCCGGUCUCGAUCAUCGUCACGUUCUUCUACAUCGUCCUCUUCAAGUUCAGAAGCAUCAACGACGACUUCUUCUGAUGAUUCGAAAAACAGCCGACAUUCGCAUUCAAGGUAUUCAACUUCUAAAAAACGGAGAUAUCGCCAUAACCAUAGGGAGAAGUCAUAUUAUUCAUUAUAUGAAAAAAAUCGCAAAUCUUCUAGUCGGCGUCGUCACGAGUCCGACUCCAAUGAUGAAGACGAAUACAGCAACAGACGCAAGACAAGCUCCCGAAAUUACUCUUCUUCCCACUCCCGCAGUCACAAUUCUUCUCGAAGUGACCGAGACUCUUCACGAUCUCGUUCUAAAUCUUAUUAUUCCUCUUCGCGUAGACACUAA